GGCCCACGGGCUGGCGCGGAGGGGUGGCCCGCGCGGACGUCCGGAGGCAAAGCCAGGGCCGGGGGGCGGAACCAACGUGCCGACGCCGGAGGCUGAACGUUAGGCUGGCGGGGACGCGCGCGCGUCCUGACGGGAGUUGCCAAAACAAAGGAGAUUUGGUGAUGGAGGCUUUGUUGGAAGGAAUACAAAAUCGGGGACAUGAUGGGGGCUUUUUGACAUCCUGUGAAGCAGAACUACAGGAGCUCAUGAAACAAAUUGACAUAAUGGUGGCUCAUAAAAAGUCUGAAUGGGAGGGACAGACACAUGCGCUUGAAACUUGCUUGAACAUCCGUGAACAGGAAGUUAAGACUCUGAGGGGUCAGUUAGAGAUGAAGCAGAAAGAGGUUGGAACGUUGAAUCAGCAGAUAGAAGAAAAUGAAAAAAACAAGCAGGAAAUGACUCUGGAAUAUAAGCAGGAGUUAAAGAAACUACAGGAAGAAUUAGGCAAACUGAAGAGAAGUUAUGAAAAACUACAGAAAAAGCAUGUGAGAGAUUUCCGAGGCAGCGCCAGGAAUCACAGGGAAGAUCGGUCUGAAAUUGAGAGGUUAACUGGAAAAAUAGAGGAAUUCCGUCAGAAAUCACUGGACUGGGAGAAGCAACGCUUGAUUUAUCAGCAGCAGGUAUCUUCUUUGGAGGCACAAAGGAAGGCUCUGGCUGAACAAUCAGAGAUAAUUCAGGCUCAGCUUGCCAAUCGGAAACAGAAAUUAGAGUCUAUGGAGAUGUCCAGCCAGUCAGAAAUUCAGCACCUGAGCAGUAAGCUGCAGCGAGCCAACGACACUAUCUGUGCCAAUGAGCUGGAAAUAGAGCGCCUUACCCUGAGGGUCAAUGACUUGCUUGGAACCAACGUGACUAUUAUCCAGGAGCAGCGACUGAAAGAAGAGAAGCUCAGGGAAUCGGAAAAACUGUUAGAGGUUCUACGGGAAGAGAAGAGAGAACUGAUGGCAACACUUCAGUCUCAAAGUUUCAUCCAUGAGGCAAGAGUGAGAAAGGAGGAAUUACAAGUAAAAUUAAAGGCUACUGAUACUCAGCACACAGUAGAAACCAUAAGGUCACUCGAGGAGUCUCAGACAGCAGAAAGGAAGUACUCAUGUCAGGGGCAUGGGGAUUUAGAGAACGUGCUGUCGAAACUGGAUUUCACCCACACCAGUGAAGAGCUACUGCAGGCAGAGGUGACUCGUUUAGAAACCAGCUUGGAAUCUGUAAGUUCCACAUGUAAACAAUUAAGCCAAGAACUAAUGAUAAAAUACGAAGAAUUGAAGAAGAUGGAAAUAUAUAACAAUGAAUACAGGGCAGAAAUAAAGAAGUUGAAAGAACAAAUUUUACAGACUGACCAAAGUUACAACUCUGUGCUAGAGGGAAUGAAGAUGGAGAUCUCCCAGCUCACCCGGGAACUGCACCAGCGGGAUAUCACCAUUGCUUCCACCAAAAGUUCUUCCUCUGAUAUGGAAAAGCGACUCAAAGAGGAGAUCCAAAAGGCAGAAGUAAAAGCAGUAGAGCAUAAGGAGAUUGUGAAUCAGCUGGAGUCACUUAAAUUAGAAAACCGUCAUCUUUCUGAAACGGUGAUGAAACUGGAGUUGAGUUUACAUCAGGCUAAAGAGAAUUCACUAACAGACCUUCAGGAGAAUUAUAUUGGGGCAUUAAAUAAGUUAGUGUCCGAGAAUCAACAACUACAGAAAGAUUUGAUGGACACCAAAUCUAAGCUGGAGCUUUCUACUCAGAAGUGCCAAAAGUCCCCUGACCUUGUCUUUCAACUGACACACAGCAAAGCACCUGAGAUCAAGAAUACAGAGUUCAAGCCAAUCCCUGGCCAACACAGACAUGAUGGAGUAAAGGCUGAACACUGUACAGCAGGUCUUCAUUCUUCAGGAGGACAAGCAGUGGAUAGUAUAGACCCUAUGUCCAGGGUCCUCAGCCCUCUGAGUCCUUCCACCAGCCAUUACAGCUCUACGGUCUCUUUGCCUUCCACUUUUCAGUAUAAAACUGAAUCUCUGCCUUCAGUCCUAGAUAUAAAUGAAGCCAAUUUUUCUGACACUGUAUCUGAAAGUAUAAGUGACGCAGAAGAGCUACCUUUGUGUCCCGUACCUGUAUCUCCUCUGGGUUCGGUAGCAGCAAGAUUUUUGGAGGAGGAGGAACUGAGGUCUCAUCAUAUUCUAGAGCGCCUGGAUGCCCAUAUUGAAGAACUAAAGAGAGAGAGUGAAAAGACGGUCAGACAGUUCAGAGCCCUUGUGUAGUUGCUUCGGUACUCAUCAGUUUGGAAAUAAACCCAGAGAAUCAACUGUCUUCUGAAGAAACAGCUCUGUAGACAUGAGCACAGAAGCAUUACCAACGUGAGGCGCUCGAAAGGACUUAGCCGGAACCCCAGCAAGCCAGUACUUCGUGGGCUUAACCAUGCUGGUUUGCUAGAAGAACUUCUAGCAGUAAUAAACCACUUUGCUGAUCUUUUCUCAUAAUAGUAUACUUACUGUCAUAGUGAUAUUUUUUUCUUACUGACUUAAAUGUGAAUGCUGUAGACUAUAAGGAUUUGAUGAUAUUUCUUUAAAAUAAAGCAACUGCAGGAACUUUGUUUAAG
This is a messenger RNA of Sorex fumeus (smoky shrew), 2608 nucleotides long. It is a transcript of the gene CEP63, whose product is annotated as centrosomal protein 63. NCBI's taxonomy places the organism in Eukaryota, Metazoa, Chordata, Mammalia, Eulipotyphla, Soricidae. Gene Ontology annotation, biological process: centriole replication; de novo centriole assembly involved in multi-ciliated epithelial cell differentiation. Gene Ontology annotation, cellular component: centriole. Bases 162 to 2270 code for a protein of 702 amino acids. The record is from RefSeq and is a predicted model, not a curated record. The transcript is spliced from 15 exons.